AUGUGGUGCCGCCUUGCAGGUCCGUUCGAGUACCUCGCCAUAAUAGGAGGAUGGAUCCUCGCCAUAACAGGAGGAUGGAUCAAGGACGUCAAGGUUGUGAAGGUGGCGGAGUUAUCGCCGUUCCAGAAGUGCGUCAAGUUCGACGUUUCCCCAGUGGACUACACGUUCGAGUCUCUCCCCUUCUUCCGCCCCGCCGUCUUCACCAUCGGCCCCCAAGUCACCAACCACCAGAGCCUCGUCCGCUAUGCCAAUUUCUUUGCCUUCCGAGUUGAGCGCUCGGUCCACAUCAACGACCUCGUCAAGGGUAUCAUCGAGGGCCAGACCCACAUCUUGGACGCCUCCGUGACCUUCCAGCAUAUCUUGGAGGGGGUCUCGGUCGAGCAUAUCUUGGAGGAGGUCUUUGGGAAGUUCUUCUCGAAACUCCAGUUGGAGCUCAACCAGUUUGGGCUCGUGAUCUUCAAGGCUCACCUGGAAUAUGCAGGCAAGACCAAGAUGAAGGGUAAAGUCGGUGCUGGACAGACCAAACACAAUGCUGUGAAAAUCAAUUUUGAGACUAAUGGCAAGAUGAACGUUAAAGUCGGUGUUGGACAGACUAAACACGAUGCUGUGAAAACCGAUUUUGAGACCAAGGCCAAGAUGAUGGUUAAAGUCGGUGUUGGACAGACCAAACACAAUGCUGUGAAAACCGAUUUAGUAAACAAGAUCAUGGCGACCGGAAUCCGUAAGGUGGAGAUAAAGGAGACGACUACGAGGGUGGUGAAGAUCUUUAGGUGA
Rhodamnia argentea is the source of this 774-nucleotide messenger RNA. RefSeq names its product flotillin-like protein 3. Bases 1 to 774 code for a protein of 257 amino acids. Lineage: Eukaryota; Viridiplantae; Streptophyta; Magnoliopsida; Myrtales; Myrtaceae. The transcript has 2 exons. The record is from RefSeq and is a predicted model, not a curated record.